AUCCUUCUCUCUUUCAAAACAAACCACAACCCGAAAAGUUCGAAAUUUCACAGUAGACAAUGGCGGGAACAUCACAAUUUGACAUCUCAAAAAUCAACCUAAAACAACUGCACUUUCUCAUCAGUCUUCGCGCUCAUAUUUUUCUCUCUCUCUCUCUCUCUCUCUCUCUCCUCCAUUUCCACCAUUUCUCUUUCUCUCUCCACCAUGGAUCCUGCAAUUUGUUAAUCGCUCCAACUCAAUUCCUUCCGAAACCCUAAUUUUAAACUUCGCGAUUCUAGAUCUAUCUCUAAACCACCAUGGAAGCUCAAAUUUGGAGCUCAGAGCUCGCGACUUGCAGCAAUUACUGUUAUACUGAGAAGGCAUGGCAUUUGGCAUCCAUUCUCUUAUCACUCGGAAGACCUGCUUCUCUGAUUGAACUUGUUGGAAGGUGUUCGUUGUUCCGAACAUCGCCGGAGUUUGUGGAAUUUCUUUGCGCAAUCCCUAAUUCGCCACUUCAUUUGACCUUGAAUAACUUUGUUGUGCUUUCAAUGGCGGCUUUCAGUGCUUUUGGGGAGUUUGUUGCGAGUUCCAAGCCAAAGAUUGAACUACGAGUGUUUGGAGGAGAGAGAUUAUCGCACAGUUGCGCUGAAGUGGAGAGAGUGUAUUUUAGGAAGAGGAAGAAGUUAGGGAAUGAAAUGAUUCCGGUGGUGAAGAAAAGAGCGGUUUUGAGAUCUGUUGAUGGUAAGAAAUCUGAAAAUGAGCGGGAAAUAGCGAGCUUAAGUGACAAUCUGAGAUUAGCAAGCACUUGCUGUGAGGGAGUUUAUCUACAAGCUGCUUAUCCGGGCACAGUCGUAAAUGUGCCAUCGUCUGGCGGAUUUCACAAAGCAGGAAAACUUCUUAGCACCAGUGACAUGGUUUUGACCCCAUCUAUGGUGAAUGCCAGUAUUGAAUUCUUAGAAUAUCAGUUAAACAUUGAUGAUCAGGAAACUGAAAACAAGCAAAACCCAUCUGUAGUCAAUGACCUGGACAAAUGUGUAGUAGUGGAAGGACAGCAAGAUAAAUGUUAUGCCAGCAGGACAGCCUUAGAUCUGCCUAAUUACUAUGAAAAAAUAUUUGCAGAAUUUUCAGCUGCUUUAGAAGGAAGUCAUCAUGACAUGACAACCUUGGUUAGUAGGAUGGAUUCCCAUGUUUCUUUCUGUGUAGAGAUUGAUCAACAAGAUAAAAACUUAUCUGUGGAGACUACACCUAUUAUAACUGCUGCUCAGGACUUCGAACACAGUCAAAUACCCAAAACAAAAGUAGAGGAGUUAAGUGAGCAGCCAUUGAUGGAUGAAAGUCCUCUUAAAGAAAGAGUCAAGAAUAUUACAUUUGGCUCUUGUACGGAGGGUUUUCCUUCAAAGGACAAAUUAUGUCAGCCAAACAUCGGGAUUAUUGGUAGCACACAUACUGUGAAAGAGGAUCUGACAAAUACAAAAUCAACAAGUCAGCCUGGGGUUUCUGCUGAUCCACAAUCUGCUCAUAAGUUGCAUAAAAAAUUAUCACCACCGAAGAAUGUUCCUCAGGAUGAGCUGAUGCAAAAACAAACAACUCCGUCCAAGUUUAUGCAGCAUCAUGAAGUUGAUCUUAACCAUAAAGAACGGAGAGGUCCAAAACAUCGAAUGACUGUUGCCAUGAUGGAUAAAUCCAAACACAUUGCUAGGAAUAACGCAUCUAUCCAAGAAAGAUGCGACAAUAAUACCAAGUCUUCCAAAGAUCAACAGAAGUCAAAAUUUCCAGAAUUUGAGUCUUACACAGUGGUGGAGGAAGAAGGUUCAGGUGGUUAUGGCACUGUUUACAGAGCACGGAGAAAGAGUGAUGGAUUGACAGUUGCCAUAAAAUGUCCUCAUGAAAAUGCUCAUAAAAACCAUGUCAAGAAUGAGCUUAAGAUGCUUGAACGAUUUGGGGGAAAGAAUUUUGUGAUAAAAUAUGAAGGUUCCCUCAAGAGUGAAAGUGCUGAUUGUUUUGUUCUAGAGCACGUUGAUCAUGACAGGCCUGAAGUGUUGAAAAGGGAGAUUGAUAUAUCUCAGCUGCAGUGGUAUGGUUAUUGCAUGUUCAGGGCACUUGGUGGUCUUCAUAGGCAGGGAAUGUUUCACAGAGACAUCAAGCCCGGAAACUUCCUCUUUACAUGCAAAACCAACAAAGGGUAUCUGAUUGACUUCAAUCUUGCUAAGGAUUUGAAUCAGAAAAAUGUGAAUAUUGAAAAAUCACAUUUUAGCAACGUGCAACCUAUUCAACAUAAUCUGUCAGCUCAUUCUAAGUCCACUUCUCCCAACAAACGAAAGAAUUUUCUGGGCGGUAAAUUAUCCGAACUCAAGAAAGGGGCAGCAAGUGGAUCCAACCGUGUCCUCGAGAGCAAGACAACGAAGAAGAAGACUUUUGACAAAUUGAAGGCUUACGAAGAUUUGGGUCGUUGCAAUUCGCUAACUAGCCAAGGUGCAGAUGGGUCUGGCAUAACUUCUACGAGGGACAUGACAAGCACUCAAGCUCCUUCAGUAGAAAGAUUAAGAAAGCCCCAGCCACUUCUUUGUAAAGGUCGCAAGGAGCUGAUGAACUUUGCUCAGAUGCAAAGCCCAAUUCUUGAAGCAGCAAAAGCUCCAGCUUCUAAUCGUAAAAGGGUUGCUGCUUCACCUGGGAUCACAGAUAGAAAAUUCAUUCAUCCCACACCAGCUCCACUUCACUCUUCCGGCAUUGCCAUUUCUGGUGCUGGGUCACUGAAGAAUAGAGGAGAAGUCAAACCGAAUAAAGAUGGUCCAUGUGUUGGGACAAAAGGUUUUCGUGCUCCAGAGGUCUUGCUUCGUUCUUUGCAUCAAGGUCCUAAGAUUGAUGUUUGGUCAGCUGGUGUCACCUUACUUUACCUGAUAAGUGGAAAAAUGCCCUUUAAUGGUGACCCAGAACAAAACAUGAAGGACAUAGUAAAAUUGAAGGGCAAUGAAGAGCUGUGGGAAGUGGCCAAGUUACACAACCGCGAAUCUUCCUUCCCAACGGAACUUUUGGAUAUAAGAUUCUUACCAUCAAUGACAAUAAAAGAAUGGUAUUUUGCAAACACGAAAAGACGAGAUCUUCUUGAGGUUAUCCCUGAUUCGCUUUUUGAUUUGCUCGAAAAAUGCUUAACCGUGAGUCCGAGAUUGAGGAUUACUGCUGACGAAGCUCUUAAUCACAAGUUCUUUGCUCCAUGUCAUGAUGCCAUACAUAACCACAGGUUGAAACGGGCUCAACAUCAGGAUUCUAAAAGCAACUCGUUGCCUUUAUUAUGUGAACCUGUAAGACCUCGUAGUUAGAAGAUAUCUACUUCUGUAAAUUUUCUGAGGAUUCUAAUUGCAAGGUUUAGUUGUACAGUAAUCCAUGUCCUUCAAAUAGAAACUCUAGCUGACUGAUUUAUCAUAGAAACUGUAUCUGUUGUAGAAUUUUAAAAACCAUACACCCUGAAGGCCAUAAAUGAUAUAGCCUUUGUAUUUUUUGUCAAAGAAUCCCAAACAUAUACACCCCUUACUUCUAAAAUGCCAUUUAACUUGACAAUUUUGGUGACGACGCUUCUAAUUAAAGGUUGGUUAUUGUAUUCCA
This is a messenger RNA of Beta vulgaris subsp. vulgaris (sugar beet), 3579 nucleotides long. RefSeq lists its product as hypothetical. The record is from RefSeq and is a predicted model, not a curated record. NCBI's taxonomy places the organism in Eukaryota, Viridiplantae, Streptophyta, Magnoliopsida, Caryophyllales, Amaranthaceae. Gene Ontology annotation, biological process: mitotic DNA damage checkpoint signaling; protein phosphorylation. Bases 297 to 3296 code for a protein of 999 amino acids. Gene Ontology annotation, cellular component: nucleus. The transcript has 15 exons. Gene Ontology annotation, molecular function: ATP binding; protein serine/threonine kinase activity.